Molecule: messenger RNA, 4619 nt
Organism: Bolinopsis microptera
Lineage: Eukaryota; Metazoa; Ctenophora; Tentaculata; Lobata; Bolinopsidae
Product: WD repeat-containing protein 19-like
Biological process (GO): intraciliary retrograde transport; cilium assembly
Cellular component (GO): intraciliary transport particle A; cilium
Molecular function (GO): protein binding
Source: RefSeq, a predicted model, not a curated record
CAGAUUGUAGAUGAAGGAAGUCUUCUCAAUAUCGUCCAAAACUAAUGGAUUUUCACCCGUUCACCUAGCUUGGCAAAGCAAACAGGGUUCCUAUUUAGCGGUUGGUAGUAUACACCGGACAGUUAACAUAUAUGACAGACACGGUGAGCUGGUAGAUGAUAUCUCACUGCCAGGAUCUUGUACCGGAUUGAAGUGGGAUGCUGAGGGAAACACACUCGCUAUCAUUCAGGAUAAAUCAGGAGUUAUUUAUCUGUGGGAUGCCAACACUCGCACACAGCGUCCACUAGACAGUGGGCUACGGGACAAUCUGUCGUUCGUGUGUUGGAGCCCUCACGCUCCCCUUCUGGCUAUUGGAACUAAAGGAAAUCUGCUCAUUUACAACCAUUCUUCUGGUAGGAAGGUACCGGUGCUAGGGAAGCACAGUAAGCGUAUAAUAUGCGGUGCGUGGAACUCUCAGAAUGUUCUAGCACUUGGAUCUGAAGACCGAAUGUUGACUUGCAGUUCGGUUGAAGGAGACACGAUUAGAUCUGCGAAUUUAAGAUACGAUCCGGAGUUGGCUAUCUUCUCUGAGAUGAAAUCAAAUGCUGCUUCCUCUCGUGGCACCGCUGCUCUGAACGACAGUACCGUCAGUUUUGUAGUGGGCCGUAAAACUCUCUUCCUUUUCAACCUGGACGAUCCAGAGAAUCCAAUAGAACUAGCAUUCCAGGGUCGCUACGGUAACAUAGUGGGGUACCGGUGGUUUGGAGACGGUUACAUGCUCAUUGGGUUUACUAACGGGUUCCUCAUUGUCAUCAGCACACAUCCUAAGGAGAUAGGACAGGAACUGUUCCAGUCUAAAACUCACAGAGACGUAUUGAAUGAUAUCUCGAUAUCUUUCACGUUGAGCAAGGCAGCUAGUAUCGGUGAUAACUGUGUGAAACUGUACGAUCUGAAGGAUCUACAGGACACAUACGCUAUUAUAAACCUGGAGGUGGAAUCAGGGAGUCUUCAUAAGCUGGAGUGGUCAGGGGACGGCCAGCUGCUUUCUGUAGCUACCAACAAGGGAGAAGUGUUUACUUAUCUGACCCGUCUUCCAGUGCUCGGGGAUACUUACCGUACCUCUUGCGCGUACCUCACCUCUCUCUUGGAGGUCACUGUCAUUGACUUGACCCGUCCCGACCAACCCACCGCCUUCAGUGUGGUGACUGAACCGGUGUUCAUUGCUCUGGGGCAGCAUCAUUUCUCUGUGGGUAUGAACAACAGAGUGUGGAUCUACAGUCUGACAGAGAACAAGAGCUCUGAACCACUGUUGGAGCGGGAGUACUUGGGAACUGUCGCUGAAAUGUACAUGAACGCUGACUACGCUGCAGUGUUGUUCGAGAAGAAGAUCCAGCUCCACAUGAUAGAGGGAGACAGUGAUAAUGAUAGAGACAGCAGACUCUUCCCUGAUAAAGAUACUGAUAUUGAUGAUGACAUCACAUGCUGUUCACUCACAAACGAGUUCCUAAUCUUCGGCACUCAGCGAGGAAAUAUACACUACUUCUUCAUUGAAGACUGGAAGUUUGUCAACGAGUAUAGGCACACAUGCACCAUCUCCAAGAUGUUCCCAGAUCAUUCUGGAACCAAACUGGUAUUCCUGGACGAAAAGAUGGAUGGUUACAGCUACAACCCAGUCAACGACGAGCUGUUCAAACUGCCCGACCUUCCAACCAGAGUAACCGGUGUUAUCUGGGAUUCCUUUCAGAACGAUGGUCACGUGUUUGUAGUAUUUAACGAGGAAGUGGUAGUAACGUACACUUUACACAGAGAUAUAGUGACUGGAGAACAGGUGCAGUGUACAGGGGAGACAAAGUUACCGUACGGAUAUCGCCCUCUCAUCAUGUACGCUGGAGAGCUCAAGUGUCAGACUCAGUCAGGAAAACUGGUCAACCUAGCUCUUACUUCACACGCGUACUUUAGCAAUCUUAACGAUCUGACUCCCGAGGAGAUAUACAUCUACCAGUCACAGUUGAUAGACGCGUUUCACAACGCUUGCAUGCUAAAACGGUACAACGAGGCCUGGAAACUUGCUGAGCUUCUGAACCACACGGAGCAUUGGUUGCACUUGGGUAAAACCCUUCUUAACCACCUGGAAGUCCAGCUAGCGAUGAGGGUGUACCGCCGUAUCGGCGAUGCUGCCAUCGUGCUAUCUCUACAAGAGUUACAGCACGUUGAGGACAGGAAACUAGUUGCAGGUCACAUGGCAUUGCUUUGUGAUCAGUUUGAUUAUAGUCAGCAGCUGUUUUUGGAGUCCAGCCAGCCUCUGAAGGCUCUGGAAAUGAGACGCGAUCUUUUACAGUGGAAUCAAGCACUCCAGCUGGCCAAGUCCCUGGCCCCUGAACAGAUACCAUUUGUUUCUAAAGAGUACGCUCAACAGCUUGAGUUUACUGGAGACUGGGCCAAUGCUCUUAUACACUACGAGAAAGGAAUAACAAAGUUGCACGAAGAACAUGAUAACACGUGCAAGGGAGGUAUCGCGCGCAUGUCCAUCAGAAUGGGCGACAUCAGGCGUGGCGUGAACCUGGCUCUGGAACUGACUAACAGAUUACUGUGUAAGGAGUGUGCUACUAUAUUGGAGGCUAUAAAACAGUUCCCUGAGGCUGCAAUGCUCUAUGAGAAGGGUAACAGCUACGACAAGGCAGCUCAAGUGUACAUGAAGGCUAGAAACUGGAGUAAGGUUGCUGAAAUACUGCCCCAUAUUACCUCUCCUAAAAUAUACAUUCAGUAUGCUAAGAAUAGAGAACACGAGGGUAAAUUUAAGGAGGCAGCUAAUGCGUACGAGGCGGGUAAAGAUUAUGAUAGUGUCAUCAGGAUCAACUUGGAUCAUUUGAAGAAUCCUAAGGAAGCUGUAAGGAUAGUUCAGGAGACCCAGUCUGUUGAGGGAGCUAGAGUUGUGGCCAAGUUUUUCCAGAAUCUGGGAGAUUAUGCGUCAGCGAUUCAGUUCCUGGUGGUUUCCAAGUGUAACGCUGAGGCGUUCACACUCGCUGAGGAGCACAAUCAGAUGGCUCAGUACGCUGAUAUUAUCGGGGACGACGCCACACCGGAGGACUAUACAGCUAUAGCAAAGCACUACGAGUCUCAGGGAAAACCACUGCAGUGUGGCAACUUCUUCUUUAAAGCAGGAGACUAUGCCAAGGCACUUCACUAUCUUAUCCGAGUACCGCCUAAUGACGUAGAUGCAGCUCUGGAUAUUGCGAUUGAAGCUGUUGGAAAAGCACACAAGGACUCCCUCACUCACCAACUCAUUGAUUAUUUAAUGGGUGAGAUUGAUGGGGUUCCUAAAGCAGCCAGGUACCUGUUUAAUCUGUACAUGUCUCUGAAACAAUACCGUGAAGCUGCCCGCACAGCUAUUAUUAUCGCUAAAGAGGAUCAGGCUUCUGGUAGUUACCGGACCGCUCAUGAUGUUCUCUUCGAAAUGUACCAGAAUUUGUUGAAACACAAGAUAAAGAUACCGAACGAAAUGGUGCACAACCUCAUGUUACUGCACAGUUACAUCCUGGUUAAACUUCAUGUAAAGAAGGGAGAUCACAUGAAGGCUGCUAGAAUGCUGAUCAGGGUUGCUAGCAAUAUCAGUAAGUUCCCCUCCCACAUAGCGCAGAUCCUAACCUCGACGGUAGUGGAAUGCUACAGGUCAGGGUUACGUGCCAGUGCGUUCAGUUACGCGGCCAUGUUACUGCGUCCUGAGUACCGGUCUCAGAUAGACCCAAAGUGGAAGAAAAAGAUUGAACAGAUAGUCAGAAAACCUGACAAAACGGAGGAGGAGGAACCAACAGACCCAUGUCCCCAAUGUGGAACCCUCCUACCCCAAACCACCCUGGAAUGUGGAGAAUGUAAGAACACCCUGCCUUACUGUAUCAUAACCGGACGUCACAUGUUAAAAGAGGACUGGUGCGAGUGUCCUCACUGCUCCUGGCCUGCCCUUUACUCUGUCUUUGUAGAGUACGUGGCUGAUGGAGGGACUGCUUGUCCGAUUUGUAGUGUGGUGGUGAAUCCUCAGGAGUUGAGUUUGGUAGCGGAGCCUAACUUGUAUGCUAAGCUUGGGGAGGCAGCUGCUGAGGGGUAGCAGUGGUGAGCUGUUAUUAUUGAGGUGUUAUUGAGGUGUUAUUGAGGUGUUAUUGAGGUGUUAUUGAGGUGUUAUUGAGGUGUUAUUGAGGUGUUUUUAUGGUGUUAACCGGUGUUGUUAUAGUAUGGGAAGGUGAGAGAACGGUCAGACUUAUAUUGCUAGAGGAUAUGCAUUAUGCACCCUACUGGAUAGGGCAAUUUUAUAUCACCAUGUAAGAUAAUGUGUAUACUGUAUACUUAAACAAUUUAACUUAUUUGCUGGUCAAAUUAUAUUUUGGCGCUGGUUGCUUUAUCGAAUUUUUGUUGCUAAUAAUUGCUAUCAGUUAAUACGAGGAGUUUGUUAUAGAACGUGGACCGAAACGUUGGUUUUUGAGUCAGAUAGUUUUUAUGGUGUCACAGAUUUUUAUUUGUACAAAAUCUAUGUAAAUAAAUUUCAGAUCUUCGUCAAUAUGUAGAGUAUUACAUGUAUUAUGUUUCAUAAAGUGUUGUUUGUUAUUUAUAAGUUUAUCGCUAUUUAAAACUUCCAUUAUUGACAGUCA